Amyelois transitella is the source of this 975-nucleotide messenger RNA. RefSeq names its product brachyurin. Gene Ontology annotation, molecular function: serine-type endopeptidase activity. The transcript has 6 exons. Bases 39 to 929 code for a protein of 296 amino acids. The record is from RefSeq and is a predicted model, not a curated record. Lineage: Eukaryota; Metazoa; Arthropoda; Insecta; Lepidoptera; Pyralidae. Gene Ontology annotation, biological process: proteolysis.
ACACACAUUUCGGCGGGCUUAUUUUUUUUAUCGGCAGCAUGAAGUUUUUUGUCGUUACACUAUUGGCGGUUGCCAGCACCGCUUACGGCUUAAACGUAGAACAUGCAAUUCCCGAUGGAAAUACUGCGUACGGGUAUCUGAAGAACAUUGGAAUUCCCAGAGCGGAGCAGAUCCGUAAAGCAGAGGAGGCGUACCUCAAUGAUGCCUCCAGGAUCGUCGGGGGUGUCCCCGCUGCACUCGGACAAUACCCGUACCAGGCUGGACUGAUCAGUGACAUCGUCGGUUUGACCGGCCGUGGCGUCUGCGGAGGUUCUUUGGUCACCGCCAGCCGAGUCAUCACUGCCGCUCAUUGCUGGUUCGAUGGACAAAACCAGGCCUGGCGAAUUACUGUGGUUCUUGGCUCUGUGCUACUGUUCAGUGGCGGCAACAGGAUUGAGACUAGUGCUGUAGCCACCCACCCCAGUUGGUUGCCCCUACUGGUGAGGAAUGACGUCGCCGUCAUUUACUUACCCACCCCCGUCACGCUAUCUGCCACUAUCAACACCAUCGCCCUGCCUUCUGGAAACCAGCUUUCAGAAAAUUUCGCAGGCUCUACUGCCACUGCUUCAGGAUUUGGAGUUACCAGUGAUGGUUCUGGCAUUUCCACUGAUCAGUUCCUGAGCCACGUCAGCCUGAACGUGAUCACCAAUAGCGUCUGCUCCUACGCAUUCCCCUUCAUUCUUCAGUCCAGCAAUAUCUGCACCAGCGGAGUUGGAGGCAUCGGCGUUUGUGGCGGAGACUCCGGCGGUCCUUUGGUCGUCCAACGAGACGGCAGGCCCGUUUUGAUUGGAAUCACAUCGUUUGGAUCUGCUCUCGGCUGUGAGAUAAACUUACCUUCGGCCUAUGCUCGAGUCACAUCCUUCCUUGAUUUCUUCCAGCAGCAUAUAUAAAAUGAUAGUGUAACGCAUAUCUGAUUAAAUUUGUAAGGAACAUAAA